CUCCCACCUCCUGCACCAGGAAACUGCCUAGAGCCUGGGGAGCGGCCUGACCCGGCUCCAUAGCUGGGAGGAUGAAAGGCCUUAGCUGGGGGCUCCCUGCCACCAGCGCUGUGUCCUAGGAGCUGCUGCCCAGGUUUGCCACCCAGAUGGCGACUCCAGCCUCAGCCCCAGAUACUCGAGCCCUGGUGGCAGAUUUUGUGGGUUACAAGCUAAGGCAGAAGGGCUAUGCCUGUGGAACUGGCCCAGGAGAGGGCCCUACAACUGAGCCCCUGCACCGGGCCAUGCGAGCUGCUGGAGAUGAGUUUGAGUCCCGCUUCCGACGCACAUUUUCUGAUCUGGCUGCUCAGUUGCAUGUGACUCCUGGCUCAGCCCAGCAGCGCUUUACCCAGGUCUCAGAUGAGCUCUUCCAGGGGGGGCCCAACUGGGGCCGUCUUGUGGCAUUCUUCGUCUUUGGGGCAGCGCUCUGUGCAGAGAGUGUCAACAAAGAGAUGGAGCCACUGGUGGGACAGGUGCAGGACUGGAUGGUGACCUACCUAGAGACCCAGCUGGCAGACUGGAUCCACAGCAGCGGGGGCUGGGCGGAAUUCACGGCUCUGUACGGGGAUGGGGCCCUGGAGGAGGCAAGGCGUCUGCGGGAGGGGAACUGGGCCUCAGUGCGAACAGUGCUAACAGGGGCUGUGGCACUGGGGGCUCUGGUGACUGUGGGGGCCUUCUUUGCCAGCAACUUCCCUCCUCAGGGUUCACUUGCCCUCAGACUGACUGAAGGAAGCAAGAUGGCGGCACCCUCAGGAUUCGAUCAUAUGACCCGAGGUCCCGUGCUCUCGAGUUUGACGGUCCGUUUGGCUGAAGCGGUCACGUGUUGUAGCCUAGCGGCUAUGGCGGCGGCGGCGGCGGCGGCAGCAGCAGCGGGGGCUGCGGGCGGUCGAGGCUCCGGGCCGGGGCGGCGGCGCCAUCUUGUGCCCGGGGCCGGGGGGGAACCCGGGGAGGGGGCCCCGGGCGGCGCGGGGGACUACGGGAACGGGCUGGAGGCGGAGGAGCUGGAGCCUGAAGAAUUGCUGCUAGAGCCAGAGCCCGAGCCCGAGCCCGAGGAGGAGCCGCCCCGGCCCCGCGCCCCCCCGGGAGCCUCCGGCCCUGGGCCGGGCGCAGGAGCCCCUGGCAGUCAGGAGGAGGAGGAAGAGCCGGGCCUGGUUGAGGGCGACCCGGGGGACGGCGCUAUCGAGGACCCGGAGCUGGAGGCCAUCAAAGCCCGAGUAAGGGAGAUGGAGGAAGAGGCAGAGAAAUUGAAGGAGCUUCAGAACGAGGUGGAGAAACAGAUGAACAUGAGCCCACCCCCAGGCAAUGCUGGUCCAGUGAUCAUGUCCAUUGAGGAGAAGAUGGAGGCUGAUGCCCGGUCCAUCUAUGUGGGCAAUGUGGACUAUGGUGCAACAGCAGAAGAGCUGGAGGCACACUUCCAUGGUUGUGGUUCAGUUAAUCGAGUUACCAUCCUUUGUGACAAGUUCAGUGGCCAUCCUAAGGGGUUUGCAUAUAUAGAAUUUUCAGAUAAAGAUUCAGUGAGGACGUCGAUGGCCUUGGACGAUUCUCUUUUUAGAGGAAGACAGAUCAAAGUGAUACCAAAACGGACCAAUCGGCCGGGGAUCAGCACCACAGAUCGGGGUUUUCCACGUGCCCGAUACCGUGCCAGGGCUACUAACUACAGUAGUUCACGCUCUCGAUUCUAUAGUGGCUUCAACAGCAGACCCCGGGGCCGAGUCUACAGGGGCCGGGCUAGAGCGACGUCAUGGUAUUCCCCUUACUAAAAAAAAAAAAAACACAAAAAAAAAA
Trichosurus vulpecula (common brushtail) is the source of this 1821-nucleotide messenger RNA. RefSeq names its product polyadenylate-binding protein 2. The record is from RefSeq and is a predicted model, not a curated record. NCBI's taxonomy places the organism in Eukaryota, Metazoa, Chordata, Mammalia, Diprotodontia, Phalangeridae. Gene Ontology annotation, cellular component: mitochondrial outer membrane. The transcript is spliced from 12 exons. Bases 147 to 1796 code for a protein of 549 amino acids. Gene Ontology annotation, biological process: intrinsic apoptotic signaling pathway in response to DNA damage; negative regulation of intrinsic apoptotic signaling pathway; extrinsic apoptotic signaling pathway in absence of ligand. Gene Ontology annotation, molecular function: RNA binding; protein heterodimerization activity; protein homodimerization activity.